AAUCAUUCAGAUGAGUGGACGCUGAAAUUUCGACCAUGUGAAAUAUUUAAAACUUUUCAAAGUUUCUGUCUUCUAAGAUCUGUCAUCAAUGGAGGACCAUUCCACACAUGUAUUCUUCAUUAUUGUUUUUAUCUUACUCCAAUCCGAUUGUGUUGCACUAGAUAUCAUAUCUGCAAAUCAAGUAAUAAAAUAUGGUAAAACUAUUAUUUCAAGUGGGAGCAUGUUUGAAUUGGGUUUUUUUAGCCCGGGAAACUCCAAGAACCAGUACUUGGGGAUAUGGUACAAGAAGAUAUCAACUGGUACUGUUGUUUGGGUUGCUAACAGGGAGACACCAGUUACUGACAACUUGGGCAUGUUCAAAGUCAGUAGCAACGGAAACCUUGUGAUUCUCAGUGGCGGAAACACUGAGGUCUGGUCAUCCAAUUUAACGGUAUCUGAGGGGAGUAAUAAUCCGGUGGUGAUGCAGCUUAUGGAUACAGGAAAUCUUGUUGUUUGGCGGAUGGAAAAAAGUAGCACCAACCAAAAGAUGAUCUGGCAAAGUUUUGAUUAUCCUGGAGACACAUUUCUACCAGGAAUGAAACUUGGGAAUGAUUUGAUAACAGGAAUAGUGCGGUCCAUGACAUGUUGGAAGAGUCCUGAUGAUCCUUCCCCUGGUUUGUACAAUCAUAGAGUAGAUAUAAAUGGAUAUCCACAAGUAUUAGGCUGGCGAGGUCCAUCUUUAAUAUCAAGGCCUGGACCUUGGAAUGGUCUUGGGUUUAGUGGUUACCCUACCGAGAUACCAAAUAGAAUUUACACAUUUGAGUUUGUUGUUAAUGAGAAGGAAAUUUAUUAUAAAUAUGAACUUGUAAGUUCUGUUCUUCGGAGGAUCAUUUUGACAUGGGAUGGAAAAACUCAAAUUUUGCAUUGGAUUGAGAGAACUCAAGAGUGGAUUGUGUAUGCAGACGUUGAAGUAGAUAGUUGUAGUCGGUUUGCACUCUGUGGUUCCUAUGGAAUCUGUAGCAUUAACAAGCAUCCACCUUGUACCUGUCUGGAAGGUUUUGAACCAAGAAAUCCAGAAGAAUGGGAUGCAUCUGAUUGGUCAAGUGGGUGUCAACGCAAAAAGCCUUUGAAUUGUGGGAAUGGAGAUGGGGAUUGGUUUCGGAAAAUUGCAGGAGUGAAAGUACCAGAUACACGAAGGUCAUGGUAUAAUGUGAGCAUGACCCUUGGAGAAUGUGAGAAGACUUGCAAAAGGAAUUGUUCUUGUACAGCUUAUGGAAAUUUAGAUAUAAGAAAUGGUGGGAGUGGAUGUUUGCUAUGGUUCGAUGAGAUGAUGGACACUAGAGAGUAUGAUGCAAAUGAUCAAGAUAUUUACAUAAGAAUGGCAGCCUCUGAGUUAGAAGGUCAUAUGGAUUCCCAGCCCGGUUUUAACAAAAAGAAAGGAAUACUUAUGCUGGUGCUUUUAACUUCGUCUGCUAUGCUACUUCUGUUUGGAGUAGCAUAUGCCUGCAUAAAGAAAAGGAAAAGGCCUCACAUGAAGGGAACAAGAAACUGGUAUGUGUUUGAUGAAAACAAUUCAAGUCUGCAGAUAGAACACCUUGAUGAAUUAACAGUUUUUAGCCUGAGUGAAGUAGCCAGGGCCACAUGUAACUUCAGUGUCUCCAAUAAGAUUGGAGAAGGUGGCUUUGGUCCUGUUUACAAGGGUGUGUUGAUAGAUGGAACUGAAAUAGCUGCUAAGCGGCUUUCAGAAACAUCACAACAAGGGCUUGAUGAGUUCAAAAAUGAAGUCACUUGUAUUGCAAAGCUUCAGCAUCGGAAUCUUGUGAAGCUUCUUGGAUACAGCAUUUAUAGAAAUGAACUGAUUUUGAUUUAUGAAUACAUGACUAACAAAAGCUUGGACUUUUACCUCUUCGAUGAAACUAGAAGUUUGACGCUUGACUGGUCUCAACGAUUUAAUAUAAUACACGGGAUAGCUCGCGGUAUUCUAUAUCUACAUCAAGAUUCCCGCCUUCAAAUUAUCCAUAGGGAUCUUAAGGCUGCCAAUAUAUUGCUCGACAGUGACAUGAAUCCAAAAAUAUCUGACUUUGGUCUUGCAAGAAGGUUUGUUGGACAUGAUACCAUUGCUAAGACCAAGAAAGUGGUAGGAACACAUGGUUACAUUUCUCCUGAGUACGCAGUACACGGGCGUAUCUCUAUAAAGUCAGAUGUAUUUAGUUAUGGUGUUUUGGUCUUGGAGAUAGUGAGUGGGAUGAAAAACAGAGAAUUCUCUCAUGAUGACCACCAUGACAACCUUCUUGGACAUGCAUGGAGACUAUAUAAAGAAGGAAGGUCCAUAGAAUUAAUGAGUGCAUCUUUACAUGCAUCAUGUAUCGUCCCUGAAGUACUAAGAUCAAUACAUGUCGCGUUAUUAUGUGUGCAACAUCAUGCGGAAGAUAGGCCAACUAUGUUGUCAGUGGUUCUGAUGCUGGUUAGUAACGGAUCAUUGCCAGAACCAAAACAACCUGCUUUUUUCAGUGAAGAGAGUUCUUAUGAACAUGAUUCUAUCCAAUCAAUUGAUGAACGCACCAUAACACUAAUGUUUGCUCGAUAGCAAGCACAUGUAUGACAUCAGUUAAUAGUAGUUUCUUUCCAAACUAUUAAACAUUGAUGAGUGGUUUUGCUGAAAAUUAAUAAUACAUUAGUAAA
Messenger RNA from Helianthus annuus (common sunflower), 2661 nucleotides. RefSeq names its product G-type lectin S-receptor-like serine/threonine-protein kinase At4g27290. The coding region runs from base 89 to 2566 and encodes 825 amino acids. NCBI's taxonomy places the organism in Eukaryota, Viridiplantae, Streptophyta, Magnoliopsida, Asterales, Asteraceae. The transcript has 7 exons. The record is from RefSeq and is a predicted model, not a curated record. Gene Ontology annotation, biological process: protein phosphorylation; recognition of pollen. Gene Ontology annotation, molecular function: protein serine/threonine kinase activity; ATP binding.